Messenger RNA from Aspergillus nidulans FGSC A4, 363 nucleotides. RefSeq names its product signal recognition particle 14 kDa protein. Bases 1 to 363 code for a protein of 120 amino acids. The record is from RefSeq and is a predicted model, not a curated record. The transcript is spliced from 2 exons. Gene Ontology annotation, molecular function: endoplasmic reticulum signal sequence receptor activity; 7S RNA binding. Gene Ontology annotation, biological process: SRP-dependent cotranslational protein targeting to membrane. Gene Ontology annotation, cellular component: cytoplasm; signal recognition particle; signal recognition particle, endoplasmic reticulum targeting. NCBI's taxonomy places the organism in Eukaryota, Fungi, Ascomycota, Eurotiomycetes, Eurotiales, Aspergillaceae.
AUGACGACCCCUCUCGGCCACGAGGAGAAAGCCCGUGGCUCCGUCUACCUAACACAAAAACCGCUUUUAAAUACCCAGUCUCCAGACUCUGCCGACAAGGAAACCCUGCCAUCAAUUCUCAUCCGGGCCUCAGACGGCAACACAAACGCCCCCAGCCCAAAAACACAUUCCAAUAAUAAGGACAAGAAGGCGAAGGAUACAAAGGUCAAAAUCUCGACGAUUGUGCGGCCAGGUGAACUUGAAGCUUUCUAUGCGAGGUAUGCGGAAGUCUGUAAGGCUGGGAUGACGGGGUUGAAGAAGCGGGACCGCAAGCUGAAGAAAGCGAAGGCUAAGGGAAGUGCGGGGAAGGUUGUUAAGGCUUAA